Messenger RNA from Schistocerca gregaria, 396 nucleotides. RefSeq names its product protein enabled homolog. Lineage: Eukaryota; Metazoa; Arthropoda; Insecta; Orthoptera; Acrididae. The transcript is spliced from 2 exons. The record is from RefSeq and is a predicted model, not a curated record. The coding region runs from base 1 to 396 and encodes 131 amino acids.
AUGAAGCAGACACAACCACCCUCGACCACGUCGACUGCCCUUCCAGGACUAGCAGCACCGCCACCUUCAAGCCAGCCGACUCAUCCAGCACCAUCAACAUCACAGACUGAGCUGAAGGACCUAUUUACACUUUUGACGACCAUCGCGGCGUCACUGGCAGAGGUCACCAAGACGCUGGCCCAACUGCCAGCCACCAUCACCGCCACUGUUGAAGUGUCGGCUGAUCCCGGCCCCGGGCGACGGCCGUCCGUCGGCGCAGCCAUCCAUCAGGGGGCCCGCUGGGGGCCGCCGCCCCCGCCGCCCCCGCCUGUCUAUCAAUCACAGAUAAUUCCUGCGACCCGGCCCUGCCCGUCCGGACCGGCGCACCCGUGUUUGCCAGCAGAAUUAUUUAUUUGA